GGAGGAGGAGGAGGAGGAGGAGGAGGAGGAGGAGGAUGCUGAGGCGGAACUGAAACUCGGCGCUGCAGUUUUCUUUAGAGCCUCCUAAACGUCACGGACGGCCGGAAGUGGUCGCAAAUUUAAACAGCCAUCACAGCAACAAUACGCACGGACUUUCACUUUACGGGCUGUCUGAUGAAUCGCUAGUUUAUGAAAAAUUAAGUUAACUUCUUGCAGAGGAUUUCUUUUUAGGUGCAAACCUAACGGAAGAAGUCCAAGCUGACGGCAAAAGUAUGGAAGAAGAAAUGAGAACGGCUGAGACAGAACAAGGAGAUGUGGCGAGCAAUGAGGGAGAGUGCAGUGUAGAAAUGGCCAACAGUCCAAUUAAAAAAGGAAGGGGGAGGCCACAAGGUUCAAAGAAGUUAAAGGUUUGUGUUACAGACGUUAACCUAAUGGAGCUUGUUUCAGGCAUUUCCAAUGGUGGGUCUACACAGCCCCCGAGGAAAAGAGGGCGUCCAAAACUCACAAAACAGGCAGAGCAGCAAGGAGCAGGAGACGACCAUGGUGAUGAUUCUGUGCAAACCCAAGGCUCCGAGAAACACGCCAGUAAUGAAGACAGUCUUACGACAGACUGUUCUCCUAAGAAAAGAGGCAGACCAAGAAAGCAUCUUAGCUAUAGCACCCCUGAGAAGGCUAAUACUAAAGACUUAAUGAACGGUGGCUCGGAGACACCAAAAGCAAGAAGUGGUCGUCCAAAAGGAUCCACGAAGCGUAAGUUAGAGAGUUUAACAAGUGAAGAAACUGAAGGCGGUUUUGUAACACGUCGGCUGGAGACAGAGUUGAGCAGUGAGGAGGAGAAAGGAGAUAAAGAACAAACUAAGAGGGGAAGAGGUCGACCUAAAGGCUCUUUAAACAAGAAACCCCCUGCAUAUAAGCUGGGCAGUCCUCGGAGAAGCCUGACUACAAAAGAGAAACGUGGUCGACCAAGAAAACAACCAACCGCAAGGGGAAGGCCUAGGAAAUACCCUUUGCCGUCACCUGAGGAACUGAAAAAGCCAAAAGUAUGGAAGCCGCUGGGAAGGCCGAGGAAAUACCCACGUGUUGAUCCUCCAGAGGGGUCUCUGCCAGCCCCUCGCAGAAGCCGCGGUCGGCCUCGCAAGUCAGAGUCCAAGAAAGGCGCUCACUUGCGCAAGAAUUUGCCAGCCUCUUCAUCUUCACCAUGCAACCCCAAUGUUGGAUCCCAGAGAAAGAGGGGCCGUCCCCCAAGUACUCCAAAAAAAGAUGCUGGAAGCCCGCGGAAAAGGGGCCGCCCCAAAGGGUCCUCACCAUGCAACCCCAAUGUUGGAUCCCCGAGAAAGAGGGGCCGUCCCCCAAGUACUCCAAAAAAAGAUGCUGAAACCCCGCGGAAAAGGGGCCGCCCCAAAGGUUCACUCAACAAAAAGGAAGCCGGAAAUGAAACGCAGCUCGACGGCCAUUCAAAAGCAAAGGGCGAAUCAUCUCCUGUUGGGGUGGAACAUGAAGCAGAGCUGGCAGAAGACGAGGUGGAGCAUGACGAUGCAGAGGCUUCCAUGGAGACCGACACAGAGGCGUCCAUUGUGCACGACACGGAGAUGACCAUCGAGCACGACACAGAAACGUCCAUCGUGGACAAUACUGAAGAAUCACUCAUCGAUUAGGAUGCAAGCUUUGAAGUUAGUAACAAGGCUUAAUGAACCAUCCUGGUCAGACCAAAAUGUUGCUGUAGUAGUAGUAGAAUACAAUAUUGUCAAUGAAAACACAUGGUUUUAACAUCUUGUCAGUCGGGUAGGCUAAAUAUCAGCAGCUUUUCUGUUUUCCUGACUUACUUGUCCAUCUUGUUUUAUUGUGCUUGAUUUUUACUUUAUUUCUGUCAUUUGAGUAGUAGUACUAAUAAUCUUUUACUAGAACUGGCAUGUAUAGUUUAUCAUCAUAGAUUGAUUGUUCCAGUUUUCAUUCAGCUUUCAGCUGAGUGUUUGUCAAUUAAACUGUAGAUGUAAAAUGGUUGCUGGGAAAUGACUUAGAAGAGGGAAAAAAAAGAUGUUGGAGAAAAAAAGUACAGUAAAACUAUAGAGAGACGAAGUUUCCGAGCUAGCCUCUGUUCCACUGGCUUCUGUCACUCAAUACAGUCUCUCAUUCUGCAUUUCUUGCAUUGACCUUUUUGAAAAAUGUUGUGUUCUUGGGGUUGGUUUACUUUCCAUAUUUUAGGACAAACUGACCUAUGAAUACAGAGUGAUAUCACAUUCUUUAAAAAUGAAACUAUUUUCGCCAACUGAUUUCCAACCCUGACCUAUAUUUGGCACAUGACCAGAGAUAAUCUGACUGAAGGACACAUGAGAACUUGUUUUAUUUAGUUUUAUCAAUAUUUUUUAUGGUAACAAUGUAUCAAAAAUUCCAAAUGUGAUUCUGAAUAAAGUUUUAUUGCUUCUGGAACAAAACCCGGAAGUUGUGCUUUCACUUUGGCUCUCUGUUGAGAAUGUGAGAGUUUUGAGUGCUUUCCAGAUAAAAUACAUCAAAUGAUGUCAUCAUUUUCUCAAUGUUAUUUCACAGUUUUUAUUUUGCCUUAAUUGCUGAAGCUUUGAAUGUACCAUCAGUUAGUUACUUAGCUCAAUGGGUUGUCCUGUACAGGUCAGCCUCUCAACUUUUUCUUUACAUGCAUUCGACAGGACGAAAAGCUCGGUAUCGAAUUCCUUCCCGCCACUCAGUCGGCCAGAAGAUUUCCUCUUCCACUUGUACCAAUUGCUUUUUUAGUUUGUUAUAGAGUUUUUUCACUCUUUUCUCUAAAUGUUUACAUGUAGCUUUGAAGCCUUUUCUUUUUUUAUAUAACUUGGGACUUUCAUGAGAUUAAAUUCACGUGAUUGGAUGAUUUCACAAACAUUCAUUGUUUUUUUUUAACACAGUGUAAAAAUUGCGUGCCAUGGGUCAAACAAAUGAAGUCUCUAAAUGCCAAAUUGUGCUUUGGUGUGUCAAGUUAUCGAAAUCAAAAUUUCAUCUGGUUUUAUGAAGUCAAAUUAUUUUAAGUGGACAUAUUUGGAUUUUGUGUGUUUUAAACAAGAAGUCAAUAAUUUGUGAGAUUAUGCUCUUGAAAUAAAAUGUUGAUCUUGCUCUUUUA
Molecule: messenger RNA, 3106 nt
Organism: Perca flavescens (yellow perch)
Lineage: Eukaryota; Metazoa; Chordata; Actinopteri; Perciformes; Percidae
Product: sister chromatid cohesion protein PDS5 homolog B-A
Exons: 2
Coding region: 273-1655 (460 amino acids)
Biological process (GO): regulation of DNA-templated transcription
Cellular component (GO): nucleus
Molecular function (GO): DNA binding; transcription coregulator activity
Source: RefSeq, a predicted model, not a curated record